AUGUACACAGAGGUAAACAAGGUUCUUUUAUUCUUACACCAUUCACAAAAUUUUGAUAUCAAACAUGAUAUUGCCCUUAGAAGAAACAUUGCUGACAAAUGUUAUUUUGUUGAUUUAUUGAAAUUUCGGAUUGAUUCGGGUGAUAAUAUUUUAUUGAAUCAUUUUGACACGGCCUUUGGGAAAUCCAAAUAUGUACACAUAGAAUUUAAAAUGAAAUUAUUCAAGUUUUCGGUCAAGUAAUUCUUAAUGAUAUUGUAUCCCAAGUCAAUAAUUCAGUUGCAUUUUCUUUACUGGCUGAUGAAACAGCAGAUAUUGCAGGAAAGGAACAAUUAUCUAUUGGUGUAAGAUAUAUUGAUAUUAAUUAUGUAGUGCAUGAGGAAUUUAUUGGAUAUAGUGAAAUAUAUGUUUUGAAUGCAGAAGGUGUAUCAAGAAGUAUAUUAGAAUCAAAAGAAAAAUAUGGUUUAAAUAUGUUGAAACUUUUUGGCCUAGAAUUUGAUGGUUGUUCAACCAUGAGUGGUAAAAGAAAUACUGUACAGGCAAUUAUACGAAAAAUAUAUCCAAUUGCUUAUUAUUUAAAUUGUGCUUUACAUAAAUUUAAUUUAGUAGUUAGGGAUCAAAAUUCAAUUCUUGAAAUCAGAAAUACUAUUAGUACUGUAAAGGAAAUAAUUAAGUUUUUUUUAAAAAAAAAAAAAAAAAAUGUAUUCCAAAUAUAUUCAGAAAAAUACAAAUGUAUACGGCUAUUUGAUAAAAAUUUCAUUGAAAUUAAAAUUGUUCUUGAAAAGUUAUCUAUUCAAAAGCAAAUACUGUUAAAAGAAAUCACGCAUUCCAACUUCCAUCAGCCACAUCAAAUUAUACAUUUUUGAUUAGUUUAAAAGUAAUUGGUUUUUACUUUUCUGUUCUAGAACCAGUUGUGACCAAAUUACGAGGGUACAAGUUUUAA
Molecule: messenger RNA, 940 nt
Organism: Cinara cedri
Lineage: Eukaryota; Metazoa; Arthropoda; Insecta; Hemiptera; Aphididae
Source: the annotation of a GenBank genome assembly